AUGGCAGGGCAAGAAAACGCAUCGGUGCCAUUCAGCGAUCCGUUAUGGCACAAGGACAAGUUCCACCCUUACUACAAGGACAGUCAUCAGAGGCUUCAAGUUUGGAUGCGAAACUACAUCGAUACAUACAUAGAGCCUCACGCGUAUGAGUGGGAGACGCAGGGUUACGUUCCUGAUGAAGCAUUCCAACGACAUGCAAAACUCGGGGUUCUCGCGGCAUCAUGUUACCCUUUGCCGAAACAACAUCUAGACGGCGUCACGUUGCCAGCCGGUAUUGGUCUUUCCGAGUGGGAUAUCUUCCACUACGCCAUUGUUAUUGACGAGAUCGCACGGUGUGGUUACCUGGGUGUCGUCUGGGGAAUCAAUGGAGGAGCCACGGUGGGUAACACGCCACUGUCGACCAAGUGCACGGAGCAUCAAAAGAGGAAAUGGUUGGCGCCUCUGCUGCGAGGCGAGCAGCGUCAUGCGCUAGCUGUGACUGAGCCAGCUGCCGGAUCGGACGUGGGAGGCCUACAGACAACCGCCGUCAAGUCCGAAGACGCAAAGUACUGGAUUGUGAACGGCAACAAGAAAUGGGUCACCCAGGGCCAAUUCGCCGACUGGGCCCUCGUGGCGGCACGGACGGGCGGAGCAGGGAACAAGGGCAUCUCUACGAUGAUGGUCGAUCUCCGCUCCGAAGGCAUCACUCGCAGAAAAAUGGAAAACUCGGGCGUUCGAUCCAGCGGAUCCGCCUUCGUCGAAUUCGACGACGUGAAAGUCCCGGUGGAGAACCUCAUAGGCCAAGAGAAUGAAGGGUUCAAGGUCAUCAUGUCCACUUUCAACCACGAAAGAUUGUGGGUCGGCAUCAUCGCCAAUCGGCUGGGCCGAGUUGCUCUGUGCGACUCGUACAACCAUGCUCUGCGACGCCGAACAUUCGGCCGUCCCAUCAUGGAGAAUCAAGUGAUCCGGGCAAAGUUCACCAAGAUGGCUGGGCUGUUGGAGGCGACGUCGGCAUUGACCGAAGCCGUCAUCCAUAUGUCGGAGCAAGCUCCCUUGGACGCCCUGAGCACCUACUCUGCCCUGGUGAAAUACAGGGCCGCCCAUGACCUGGAAAAGAUCUCCCGGGAGGCGCAGCAGGUCUUUGGAGGUCUCGCUUAUUCGCGGGGCGGCCUGGGUGCGCGCGUCGAGCAGAUCAGUCGCGACGUCCGAGUCCUAGUGGUCAGUGGUGGGAGCGAGGAGAUUCUGAUGGACCUGGUGGCCAAGCGAUCCCGAGGCAGCAGCAAGAUUUGA
Molecule: messenger RNA, 1269 nt
Organism: Exophiala spinifera
Lineage: Eukaryota; Fungi; Ascomycota; Eurotiomycetes; Chaetothyriales; Herpotrichiellaceae
Exons: 6
Coding region: 1-1269 (422 amino acids)
Molecular function (GO): acyl-CoA dehydrogenase activity; flavin adenine dinucleotide binding
Source: RefSeq, a predicted model, not a curated record